Molecule: messenger RNA, 615 nt
Organism: Lactuca virosa
Lineage: Eukaryota; Viridiplantae; Streptophyta; Magnoliopsida; Asterales; Asteraceae
Source: the annotation of a GenBank genome assembly
AUGGCGAACCCAUACCCUAUUUUCUUGAAAGUGCAUUUGCAUUGUAACAGUGUUUCUACAAGACACCCACAUAGAUAUAUCGGAGGUGAUACGUUCAUGUUUAGUGAUCAUGAUUUCUCUAGAAUGGAUUUACAUGGGUGUUGUGAAUUUCUAGAAAGGUUGGUCGGAGAACCUUUUGAGAAACUUUAUUACUCAACAUGUGAUCAAACUAUGGCAAAUGGUUUUACGGUAAUAGCCAACGAAAUGGAUUAUCAAGUGUUUAUCGAUGUUUCGUAUCAAGCACCUGAAAGGCCAAUAGACCUGUAUUUAGAUCAUAUUGGGGAAGGAUUUGAGGACUGGUUCGAUGAAGAAAGUGAUGAAAGUGGUUCGGUGAUCCAUGGGGAUGACAAAGAACCUUCACAAGGAAUCCCCGAUCUCGAACCAGCCUAUAUAUUUGAUGGUGGUUUGGAAGAUAAAAUCAAUGGGGAAUACUGUACCCCUCUAAACAAGACCAAGGACGAUGAGUUUCUUAACAAGUUAUGCCCAGAAGGUGAAGAGAAAAAAGUUGAAGAAAUGGAUAAUAGUGAGGAAUUGGACAAUGAUGUACUUGAUGAACAUCCUAUCUUUAAUCCUUAG